AUGCAGCUACAGAAGGAAGUCGUGGUCCGCAUCGCUCUGGCUCUCCAGCGUUUGAACCUGCAGCAGCAGCAGCAGCAAGAACAGCAAGCAUUGCAGCAGCAGCAGCAGCAGAAGACUCUACAGCAGCAGCAGCAGCAGCAGCAAGUGUACGUGCUGGUGCUGCCGCCCUGGUGUCUGCUGCAGCACUGGCAGCUAGAGAAGCCCUCGCGGCUUCGGUGGGGGGAGCUGCUGCUGCUGCAGCAGCUGCACCAGCUGCUGCCAGUUAUUGAAUAUGACGACUUUGCUGCACUGCAUGCAGAUGAGAAGCACCAGGUGGACGCUGUGAUGGUUUUACAGUACAAGCCAGAAGCAGCAGCAGCAGCAGCAGGAGAUACGCCUUGUACUAUUGCUGCUGCUGCUGCUUGCCCCGUCUUUGCUGCUGUCGCUGAGCAACAGAGCAGCGCCUAUAAGAUGUACAUGCAGCAGCAGCAGCAGCAGCAGCUGCAGCAGCACCAGCACCAGCAGCUGCAGCAGCAGCAACACCAGCUGCAGCAACAGGAGCAGCAGCAACAUUUCUUUUGGCUUGGAGGCUACUGCAACCCGAUGAAAGCCGAAAAAUCGGUUUGCAUUGAGGCUUCUCUACCGACUUCAACAACAGUUGCUCGCUGCCUUCCUGCUGCUGCUGCUGCUGUUGCUGCUGCUGAGACUGUCUACCUGAAGGCAAGGCACGCAGACUCGAUUGUUUCUCCCUUUGCUGCUGAAGCAGCAGCGUGGGGUUUAGGGUUUGGGGUGUACGUACACCCCAAGAUAGAGGCGGUGGGCCAAGCCUUUAUACACCACAUGCUCAGCAGCAGCAGCAGCAGCAGCAGCAGCUGCAGCAGAAGUACGCAAGAAUGCAGCAGCAGCAUUGGAGCCGGAGGCUCUGAAGCCGCAGCUGCAGCCGCAACUGCUGCAGCAGCAGCAAAGAGUCCGUCCGCCGUUGCAGAAACAGCAGCAGCAGCAAGAACAGCAGCAGCAGCAGGAACAGCAGCAGCAGCAGGAACAGCAACAGCAGCAGCAGCAUUUGUGGCUGCGCACUGGCGGCGCUCUGACUUCCGGCGGCUGGGCUUAGCAGCAGAAACUGCAGCAGCAGGAAAAGUUCUGCUGCAGGUUGCCUCGCGAGCUGGAGCUGCAGCAGUUUUGGUGUGCACAGACGCAACGCCUGAGGAGCGGCAGCAGCUCUCAGAAGCAUUUGCAGCAGCAGCAGAAGCAGCAGCAGCAGGAACAGCAGCAGCAGGAACAGCAGCAGCAGCAGCAACUCCCCAGCUGUACUUCUUUGACGUUGAAAUUGCUCUGCAGUCUCUGGCAGCACUGCUGCAACAGCAAGAGCAGCAGCAAGGACAGCAGCAGCAGCAGCAAGAACUGCAGCAGCGAGAGCAGCAGCAGCAGGGUCAGCAGCAGCAGCAAGAUGAAGCUCUGGAGAGGUUCUUGGGCAGCCGACUGCUGCAGCUGCUGCGGGGACACCCCGGAGCAGCAGCACUGGCUGAGUUUGCUGCUGCUGCUGCUGCUGACAUCUUCAUCGGCAGCAGCAGCAGCAGA
Molecule: messenger RNA, 1557 nt
Organism: Eimeria tenella
Lineage: Eukaryota; Apicomplexa; Conoidasida; Eucoccidiorida; Eimeriidae
Product: phosphatidylethanolamine-binding protein, putative
Exons: 5
Biological process (GO): protein O-linked glycosylation via fucose
Molecular function (GO): peptide-O-fucosyltransferase activity
Source: RefSeq, a predicted model, not a curated record